AUGACGUCGCCCAUGCCAACUGAGACUGAGGAGGAUCGAGAGGCAAUGUAUCGGAUGUAUAUUAAAAACUUCGCCGAGCCUCUGUAUCAAAAACAGACUCAAGAUGGCGACCCUGCGGAAACAUUCACCAACAAGACUGAAUUGAUUGCAGAACGCUUUGCCAAUUUCCACAAAAAUGUCAAGGAAGGAGGACGUAUCCCCUACCUCAAGAAGGAAUGGAUAGGAGUCGUGUUCGCCGAGAACACCAUGGUGCGCCUCGUCAGUAAUCACGCCUCUUUUGACGUCAUCCAGUAUCGGGAAAAGCCUUCCAGGUCUGGAAUGUCUAUGAUUCACAUCUUCGGUAUUCCUAAUGAUAAAAUGUGGACCCCUUUCAAUGCGGUGGCCUUGGAUAAAGGAAAUCUGGACGUCAUAAAGGCUGGUGGCGUCAUCACGGAUGUUGGCAUCAUCGAUGAGAUGAUUCAACUCUUCAAGGCCUCGUGGGAAGACCCCAACGUCCGGCAGAGUAUUCUUGUGCACCAGCUCGAAGCCAUCGAGGCAAGAACCAAGGAACAGAUCAAGGCCAGCGAAGAAACAAAAUUGAUGGAAGAUUACGAAAAGGAGUUGGACAUUAAGGAGGCCAGAUUACAGGCUCGGAUUGCUAAAGAACAUUGCGAAGUUCUCGCCGCUGAUAUUGACAAAAUCGACGUUGACCAGUUCCAAUAUGGUCUCCACCUCGACCCUGACCAAAGCGUCCAUUCGCUUCAUCUGCACAUCAUCCUGGCUGCGAAGAAAUAUCGUCAGUACAGCACCACAGCCCACGACAACAAGACUAUGGACGCAGGCGAGGUCUGA
Messenger RNA from Pseudomassariella vexata, 831 nucleotides. RefSeq lists its product as uncharacterized. NCBI's taxonomy places the organism in Eukaryota, Fungi, Ascomycota, Sordariomycetes, Amphisphaeriales, Pseudomassariaceae. The record is from RefSeq and is a predicted model, not a curated record. The transcript has a single exon. The coding region runs from base 1 to 831 and encodes 276 amino acids.